GUCGUCCGUGAACUGUGGCAGCGAAGUCGCCUCGAGAACCGUGUGCUCGCCGAGGUGUGGCAGCUUGUGGAUCGAGGCGCGAAGGGACGGCUCAGCAGGGAGGAGUGGGUGGUCGGCCUGUGGAUCAUCGAUACCGCGCUCAGGGGCGGGAAGGUCCCCGUUAGGGUCGAGGAGGGCGUGUGGAAGAGU
Molecule: messenger RNA, 189 nt
Organism: Tricharina praecox
Lineage: Eukaryota; Fungi; Ascomycota; Pezizomycetes; Pezizales; Pyronemataceae
Exons: 1
Molecular function (GO): protein binding
Source: RefSeq, a predicted model, not a curated record